Messenger RNA from Tuber melanosporum (Perigord truffle), 1378 nucleotides. RefSeq lists its product as uncharacterized. Gene Ontology annotation, biological process: transcription by RNA polymerase II. The transcript is spliced from 2 exons. Gene Ontology annotation, molecular function: transcription coactivator activity. NCBI's taxonomy places the organism in Eukaryota, Fungi, Ascomycota, Pezizomycetes, Pezizales, Tuberaceae. The record is from RefSeq and is a predicted model, not a curated record. Bases 96 to 731 code for a protein of 211 amino acids. Gene Ontology annotation, cellular component: nucleus.
UGAGUGCAUACAAAGAACUGCCCACAAUCCCAAUCACCACAUCUACCAAGUCCUAAAACCACGAAGCAGCCAUAGCCAAUCCGAUAGAGAGCCAAAUGCCUAAAAAGCAAGUCGAGAAUUCAAAAAAGGCUGCCGGAAAUGCGAAGAAGGCUGCCGCGGCUGCUACCAAAGCCGAUGCCGAAAAUUCACGAAGGGCAGCCGAGGAGGCACAAGAGUGGGAGAAGGGUGCUAAGAGUAAUGCCAAAAAAGAGGCAGCCGAGGCCAAGAAGCGUGAUGCGGCCGCUAAGAAGGCCGCUGCGGCUGCAGCACUAGCAGAGGAGGAGCGCGCACUUCCUUCAAAACCCAAGCCCGCCAGAGCCGGCCCAGCUAAGCGGACUAAAGGGAUCGACUCUGCGUUGGGAUCUCUGAACGCUAGCAAUGUCGACGACGCCCUUGAUGCUUUGACUUUAGCUACUGGGGCUGAGAAAGGCACCAUUGAUCGGCAUCCCGAAAGGCGCUACAAAGCUGCAUACGCAGCGUACGAAGAGCGCAGAUUACCGGAGUUUCGUGAGGAGCAUAAGGGGCUUAGGCUUGGGCAGAUGAAGGAAUUGAUCAAGAAGGAGUUUGAGAAGAGUGAGGAGAACCCAUUCAACCAGGUUGGCAACGUGCGCUACGAUGCUACUAAGGAUGAGAUUGCACUUGCGAAGAAGGCUGAGAUGGAAAAAAUCGAGGUCAGGCUUGGUGGGAAGUAGCUGUGUUUUUCUUCUCUUGGUCAUUUUUCCGGCGUUUGAUCGCGAUGGGUGGGAGGUGGACUUCAUUGUGGUUGCGAUGGGAUACCUGAGCUUGUGUUUUACCAUGGGUAUCCAUAUCUUGUCAAACUCUCUGACCCUAACUUGACUGAAGCUUUGGCGCGCCAUUGUUUCGGGCCUUUGUCUAUCUAUUUGUCCCUCUCGUCACCCCAAAAGUUUAAUCUUUUCUAGUUGUUUCGUGAUAUCCUUUGUUCCAUUGAGCUACUAGCAUGCUUGGUUCAGUUGUUUGAAUUUCAUAUAUUGAGGCUUGCGGGGCGAGUGGUGAGAUUUAUCCCAGUUGGUAUCCUCCUUUCUGUGCAGAAUGUCGAAAAACCCGCCCCAGCAUUCACCACCUCUAUCUCCUCUUCGGCCGCCGCACGUCCGGCGUGCCUCGGCGGUGUCGAUGGCCAAUUCUUUCCGAAGCGACUUGCAGCUGCAGGAAGCAAGAUCAUGUUCAUUCGCACCCACAGCGCGAGGGGCCGUAACAUUGAUUAAUCUCCCACCACCUCUACCGCCCAAAGACGAAACCCCACAAUUCUCGCCUGGGGUUAGUGGUCAUGCUUUCUUGCUGGAUGGAAAAUUCAAACCACUACCAUCGCCCCUGGCAACUG